CCCCCCGCCCCCCGCCCCCAGUCGGGGCCAGGCCAGGCCAGCUCCCCUGGCAGCAGAGCCGGGGCAGGUGACGGGCGGGCAUCGCAGCUGAGGGAGUGAGGAGGCGCCUGGGAACUGGAGCUGGAAGCCUAACGAGGUCCAGUCAGAGCCCAAGAGCCGGAGCCGCCCCUCAACCCGUCCGCCAUGGGGGAGAUGGAGCAGCUGCGGCAGGAAGCAGAGCAGCUGAAGAAGCAGAUUGCAGAUGCCAGGAAAGCCUGUGCCGACGUUACUCUGGCAGAGCUGGUGUCUGGCCUAGAGGUGGUGGGACGAGUGCAGAUGCGGACACGGCGGACGCUAAGGGGACACCUGGCCAAGAUCUACGCCAUGCACUGGGCCACCGACUCCAAGCUGCUGGUAAGUGCCUCACAAGACGGGAAGCUGAUUGUGUGGGACACCUACACCACCAACAAGGUGCACGCCAUCCCACUGCGCUCCUCCUGGGUCAUGACCUGUGCCUAUGCCCCGUCGGGGAACUUCGUGGCAUGUGGGGGGCUGGACAACAUGUGCUCCAUCUACAGCCUCAAAUCCCGGGAGGGCAACGUCAAGGUCAGCCGGGAGCUCUCUGCUCACACAGGUUAUCUCUCCUGCUGCCGCUUCCUGGACGACAACAACAUUGUGACCAGCUCCGGGGACACCACGUGUGCUCUGUGGGACAUCGAGACCGGGCAGCAGAAGACUGUGUUUGUGGGACACACGGGGGACUGCAUGAGCCUGGCCGUGUCCCCUGACUUCAAACUGUUCAUUUCGGGGGCCUGUGAUGCCAGCGCCAAGCUCUGGGACGUGCGGGAGGGGACCUGCCGGCAGACGUUCACGGGCCACGAGUCGGACAUCAAUGCUAUCUGCUUCUUCCCCAACGGAGAGGCCAUCUGCACGGGCUCGGACGACGCCUCCUGCCGCCUGUUUGACCUGCGGGCAGACCAGGAGCUGACCACCUACUUCCACGAGAGCAUCGUCUGUGGCAUCACAUCCGUGGCCUUCUCCCUCAGCGGCCGCCUGCUCUUUGCGGGCUACGACGACUUCAACUGCAACGUCUGGGACUCCAUGAAGUGCGAGCGAGUGGGCAUCCUCUCUGGCCACGACAACAGGGUCAGCUGCCUGGGGGUCACGGCUGAUGGGAUGGCUGUGGCCACUGGUUCCUGGGACAGCUUCCUCAAAAUCUGGAACUGAGGAGGCUGGAGGAGGGGAAGUAAAAGGCCAUGCAGACACUCAGCUGCCCUCUCCCCUGCCCGAUUUCUUUAAGAUUUUCUCUUCUACCCCGCAGCCGCCCUUCCCGCCCAGCUUUCCCCUUUGAGGGCGUGGGGAGUAUGGGGAGCGUGCCUUUGGGAGGCAACACCAGGGACAUGGGUGGGGAACUGCCCCAUCUCCUCCCAUGGCCUCCCCUCUCCAUGGUCCUGACAGCUUCUCCCUUAAUGAGCAAGGACAGCGAACCCCCGGACCUCCACCCUUGGCAGGCCUAGCAGGCUUCCCAUCUGAGGCCACAGGCCUUAGGAUUCCCCCCCUACCUCCAGAGCCACCACCUUUGUCUAGACCCGAGUGGUGCAGGGCCCUCAGCCCCGUGACUAUGGCUCUGGCACCACUAGGGUCCUGGCCCCCUUCUUCGUACUUUCUCCUUUGUCUACCUUCUUGCCUCUCCUAAAGCACUGGCAAUAAAGUAGUGCCCUGGUA
Balaenoptera musculus (blue whale) is the source of this 1704-nucleotide messenger RNA. RefSeq names its product G protein subunit beta 3 (gene GNB3). The transcript is spliced from 10 exons. Bases 184 to 1206 code for a protein of 340 amino acids. Lineage: Eukaryota; Metazoa; Chordata; Mammalia; Artiodactyla; Balaenopteridae. Gene Ontology annotation, cellular component: heterotrimeric G-protein complex; cytoplasm. Gene Ontology annotation, biological process: G protein-coupled receptor signaling pathway. The record is from RefSeq and is a predicted model, not a curated record. Gene Ontology annotation, molecular function: signaling receptor complex adaptor activity; protein binding.